GCAGCUCAAGUAAGACAAGAACAAAGACACCAAGCGAAUAAAAUAUGUACUUCGUCAACCGUGGAACUAAUUUCUGGCUAUUUCCGCAAAGACGGAAAGUUCGGCGUGGGAACGAAGAACGAAAAAGAGCGAUUCGGCCGGCGGAGUGGUCAGUGCGCUGCUCUCAGGUAGUCUCUCAGGUGGACUGAAUGAAUCCCGUUAGGAGUGACGCGCGGCUCAGGUAGGCACAACCACCGCUACAGAUCCACGCCUAAUGAAGAAGGAAGGCUCUUCCUCCUCCGAGGCGGCGGCGGCGGCGGCAGGAGAGGAGAUGCGGGCAUGUGCAACAUGACCUGACGCUCAUUGGCUCGCCGCCUGCAGACCUGAGAGCUCGUCGUACCUGCCAGGGCCACUGCACUCGACAGACGGACGAACGCAACACAUCUCGAAACUCGCCACAAACACACACAGUGGAAAGUCACGAUGCAAGCUGCAAAAAGGGCAGCUGCAGCCCUGCUCCUCUGCAGCUCACUCCUCCACAAUGUGAUUGCAUUUCCCGCCGCGUCCUUGAUGGAACAAGAAUUAGACGGAGAUGACACGAGAAAAGUUUUGGGAUCAAGCGUGGUCACUUCCGUAUCCGUGAUAAUGGAUCUUGGGAACGGAUCGCAAACGUAUGCUGACCCAACCGGACGUCCCGUAGACAAGCCUGCAAGCGCUUCGCACCUGUCCAGCCCUCCUAGUCUCAUGUCCCCGGACAGAUACGAGUUUUAUACGUUCAACGACGCCGGCGACCUGGUCAAGAGAAUGAUGACUAUGGACGAAAUCCAGGGUCUGAUCGCCGGGGAGAGUGUUGAGAUUGGCUCUGACCUGCCGGGCAUGGAUCCUCAGGAUGUUGAGCCCCUCGAGGAACGUCCUACCUCGUUUUUCCUGCUGCCUAGGCCAUUGGAAAGAAACCCUGACUGGUCACCGCCUGGUGUCGACAAGGUGAUCAAGAAAGUUCAGGAUGUGCUGGCUGACGUCCAGAAUAGAAUCACCAUUGAGGAGAGCAGUCACGUGCCCCACUGGGGAAUCAACAGGCCCAACAUUCCUAACACUCCUCUGCACGCCACUCAAAAUAUUCCCGGCUCAACCCUGCACCUUUUGAAGGACACCCCCGAAAAGGUCAGCACUUUUGUUCCUCCAGUCUUCACAACCUCAAAGCCGACCGAGGAGGAGAUUGAACAAGUUGCGGAAAUUGCACCCAGCUCCACUCCAACUUUGGCGCCCGUUAGCGCUACCAUUGAAAUUUCCUCAACUUUGCCUGAAAAUCUCGUCAAAGUCUCAACAGAAAUGCCUCAAAAGUCGACGGAACCUCCAUCAGUGGCUCCAAUUUUGAAGACAACCACUCGCAUUCCUCCAGAAGAAGCAUCCUUCAUUCCUGUCUUCCAAGUCAAACCUGAUGUUGACCAACCAGCAAUCACAAUUCCGUCGACAAUCAUUGCUGAUUUGCUUGUGGAGGAUAUGUACGAAAAGAUCAAACACACUGAGCAAGAUGCAACCUCAAAGCCUGUCCAAGUUGAAGAGCGAACCAGCACAACCUCAGCUGCCAGUUCAACAAGCCCAUCUACAGUUACAAGUUCCACAAGCCCCAAGCCAAUAUCCACCACUCAGAAAAUCCCACCUCCAACCACAUUUGCCAGUUCAACUAGACCCAAACCAAUUUCCACCACUCAGACGGCCCAACCAUCGAUCAUUGUUGCCAGUUCUACAAGCCCAAAGCCAGUGUCUACCACUCAAAGAAUUCCACCAUCAACCACUCAAAAGGCAACCACAGUUGAACUCGAGACGCCGCAGAAAACCACAUCAAAACCUCUGCCUACGAUGGUGAAAGUAGAAACUCAAACUCGAGUUGCGAUCAAGACUACCGAAUCUGCUACAAAGCCAACAACUGCUGCUUUGAUGCAGAAAAUAAGCAGCACAACCGAAUCUCUGAGAACUCAAGCAUCAUCAACAACUUCCAGUCCUGCCAAACCAGUAACUUCUGCAACCACGAUUGAAUCUUUCAAUAUCACCGAACCCUCAUCAACGAAGGCGCCCUCAACUGCUCUGCCCAAUUCGCAAAGCAUUUCUGGCUUUUAUCUCACCACUCAUAUCACCCCUACCGAGGCUCCGAAAACUACGACCCAGGCUCCUGUUAAAGUGAACGUCUCCAACGUCAUGUUCCCCAAUAUGGUGGCCAGUGACUCGGUUCUAACAUCAGCUGCUCCGGUGCAACUGAAGCAGAACACCAAUGUUCCUAUUACUGCUCCCACCACUUCUGCGCCUAGCAAGGUCACAGUUCAGACAACUUCACCCUCUAAAAUCACAAUUCCCACCACUUCUGCGCCUAGCAAGGUCACAGUUCAGACAACUUCAACAUCUAAAAUCACAAUUCCCACGACGAAAACACCAGUUAAAGUGACCACUGAAGUUGUUCCUGCCCCUGUUUUUGAUGCCCAACCUGAAUCUGAUUAUGCAGAUUUUAUUGCCCUUCCAACUGAGACUACUCGACGCCCAGCUACGUCAACACCAAAUGUGCCAGAAAAAUUAACUGAAAAAACCACUUCUUCGCCAAUAGUCACUACUGUCUCUACCACACCAACAAAGCAGGUUUUCACGCAAAAACCUGUAAAUAUUCCUAAAAUAACACUUCCUCCUUUCGAUGACUUGAAAAUUCAAAUGGAUCAGAUAACUCAGUCUCUCACUGAUAAAAAACCCACUCUCUUACAACAAACGGAUAAAAGGCCAAUUGUCUCCUCUUUCUCAUCUACGACUGUUGCAUUUGGUUCGUCAGCUGGCCCUGUUCAAACUGGUAAAACUACUGUUCCUCCUAAAGUGACAAGCCAAGUUUAUACUACAAUGAAACCCUCCACAACCACUUCGCAACCAACAACUAGCACAACAGAAGCGUUCACAGAAUCUGUGAUUUUUGAAACUCAGAUGACCACUGUUAAUGAGCCCCCAGUAGCCGAUAACUUGGUCAUGGAGGACAUUACCUCUAAAUCGUCUGAUUUUGAACUGACCUCGGAAGUAUCAGGAAUCGAGGCAGACGCCACCGAAAGCAAUUUUGACGGAAUCGAAAAUGAUUUUUCAGAACAAGAGUCCGAUGAGGAAGAAGAAAAUUUUGAAAGUACAGAAAGGAUUGAAACCGACGAUGAAGUUCCUUUCCUGUCUCAAAUCUUCGAUGAUGUUUCUACUUCACAGUCCAGUGAAGAAGAGGAAGAUGUCAAAAUUACAACUUCACUACCAGUAAAAACUACUGUGAAACCUACAACCACGCAGAGCACCUCAACAGUGGCGCCUGAAACAACAACCACUCAAAAAUUGUUCAUUAACACAAAUAAAACUCCCCCAACCAAUACUCCUUUAUAUGAAAGUCCCAGAACUGAAACUCCUACCACCAAAAUUCCCACAACUAGAGCCCCUAUUACUACUACAACCUCCCUAAAAGUUACAAGUCCAGCGUCUUCUACAACCAAAAUAAUUACCACCUCUGCAAAAGUCCAGCCGCAGUUGAAGGCCACCCAGGCACCGCCAGCAUCCUCCACUGUUGGCAAGGUAACAGUUAGUCCUUCUUCUGGUUUUGGGUCAAGUCAGUCAAACACGCAAACUACCAAACUAGCCUCCUCUACUAGUCCAGUUACUAAAACCACUAACCCGCCGGCGAAUGCGGAUGAUUCGAGCACAGAGGAGAUGGAAUUGGUGUCGACCACCGAGUACGUGGUGAGUCCCACGACAAUAAAGCAUGCGUCCACAAUUAAACUGGACACUAGCAAGGGCCCUGGCGCGAGUAGCAUGCAGCCUGUCGUCAACAAGCUUGACAGGGAAAAGAUUAAAGAGGUUUUGGAUCAGAUUCUGGACACGGCGGGCAUUCUCAAUUUGGGCGACAGCUCCGAGGAGGCGGUCAGAGAGGAAAUUUACACCACUUUCAUUCCAGCGUCCACCACUGUGAAAAACACCUCCCCUCAGCCCGCAAAGAACACCACCUUCCCAAACAAAAUACAAACCACCCUGACUAAACCUACGAAAAACCAGACGAUUCCUGUGACCACGACUGAAAAACAGACACUUGUCACUGAAAACAUUACCGACCUGGAAGUUAGCUGGCAGGAGCCUCCUGAGGUCAUUUGGACGGCGGAAAAGAACGCCUCGAGCAACAAAAAACCACCCGUGAAACAAGCAACGACGACCACUGUUGCUCCUACCAAGAAACCGACUGACAAAGAACCGACCACCCUGACCAAGUCGAACGACGACGGCAUGGAGCUGAUCGCCUCCAGCGACAAAAUCCGCCCCUCCACCCCAUCCAUGCGGCCCCGACCCAAACCCUACGCAGACUCGGCGCCACCGGUUGAGCUGAAGGCGGCGUCAAUCAAUAACCUGGGCCUGGAGGCGACCACCGUCACGCUGGACGAGGACGUGCGCCGCUUCAUUGACCUGAGCAAUGAUAUCGGAAUCCGCCUCUACAAACACACGACCUCUGACCUGGACAAAAGACGCAGCAUCGCCAUCUCACCCUUCGGCGCCACCUCCCUCAUCGCCAUGGUCUUCAUCGGCGCCCGAGGCCAGACCUCUGCACAAAUCAACGACUUCCUCCCCUUCGACGACAUGAUCACCUUCAACCCCCACCUUGUCAUGAGGAACAUCACCGACUCGGUCAUCAUGAGUCCUGACCUCCACUCUGCCGCCAUCGUCAGAGAGCUCUACAGCCAAAAGGGAAGCAAAGAACCUUUGGACUUCUAUAAGGCGCGCGCCAGUGCGUUUUACGACGGCCUGAUGCAACAAGUAGACUUCGAGGACAUUGCCAAAGUAGUCAGGGUGCGCACGAAUGAACUGGUGAAAACGCAGACCUCGAACAAAGUGCCUCUCUUCUUGGGAGACGCUGCCGUUUUGCGCCUCAACCCGCCUUUUGCCGCACUCAGCGCCAACGUUUUCCAGAUGGAUUGUACUCUUUCGACAUCGGCUGGAAGAGACGGCGAAAUGACCUUCCACGGAGAAAAGAAUGAACACGUGUUGCCCGCGGCUGUGUGGAGCGGCGAGUUCAUGAUUGGCUAUGAUGUCGGACUAGACGCAACCGCCGUAGAAAUUCCGCACUCGAACUCUCCAACAGGCGCCCUCACCAGCACCGUUUUCGUCAUGCCCGGCAAGCCAGGAACCAACAGUUUUGCCGGCGUGCCCCUGUUGGCGCGGCUGGAGGCCAGACUGAUCUCCAGACGCGCCUGGUCUGGGCUGCUGAGGAAUCUGCAGCGAUCGGAACACGCCAUUGACGUGCAAGUGCCCAGAUUCGAGCACCGCUCAGUCCUCAACUUGACCGUCCCACUGAGCAGGAUGGGCCUGAAAGACGUGUUUGUUGAGGGGAAGGCCGACCUGAGAGGCGUCAAUGGCAUCCAGGAGCUCUACCUGAGUGACAUAAGUCAGAUGAACGUUUUCUCGUUGUGCUCAACGCCGGACGCCGAGGGUCACGUGGAGACGUACCCUUCUUCAAAAAGGACUGGGCGGCUGGGAAGUCGCGGCGGCGAGGAUUACGAGGACGAUUAUGACUGGCGAACCGGCAGUUUGCUGAAGGUGCCGCUGCCCCUGCGGCCGCGCCAGGCCAGGCUGCCCGCGUCCGAGAACUCAAGACUUAAGAUCGAUCGACCCUUCCUCUACUUCAUCAGACACAACCCGACCGGCAUGAUUCUGCACAUCGGCAGGUUCAAUCCCCGCGACGAACCCUGACUUUCAUUCAUUUGUAAAGACUUGAUUGCUUAAUUGUUAGUGCCCCCGCCUAUAUAUUGAGAUUUUUGCCGCUCACUUGACGACGAGACAAAAAGUGGCCGGCAAAAAUUGUUGCUGUAUCUUGACCAAAUGAUUCAUUUAUGCCGAUUGCUUGGUUGACAUGUUGUUUCUUAAGAAAUACUUCUAAUUUUUAGGGUGUGUAAAUAUUAGUAAUUUAUUAAUUGUGCUAGGCAGUGUGUUAUUUAUGAGCAAAUUAUGUUGUCUAUGUGAAUGUUAUGAUUUUUAAAUAAUAAAACAAUUUGAAUUAAAAUCUUUUUUUAACAAUGG
Molecule: messenger RNA, 6042 nt
Organism: Neocloeon triangulifer
Lineage: Eukaryota; Metazoa; Arthropoda; Insecta; Ephemeroptera; Baetidae
Product: mucin-2-like
Exons: 8
Coding region: 463-5715 (1750 amino acids)
Molecular function (GO): serine-type endopeptidase inhibitor activity
Source: RefSeq, a predicted model, not a curated record